This is a messenger RNA of Camelina sativa (false flax), 557 nucleotides long. RefSeq lists its product as uncharacterized. The record is from RefSeq and is a predicted model, not a curated record. Lineage: Eukaryota; Viridiplantae; Streptophyta; Magnoliopsida; Brassicales; Brassicaceae. Gene Ontology annotation, cellular component: mitochondrion.
UAUAUAAGGUAGGUUUCGUUAGUUUCUUCAAACAUCCGUUAUAAAAUAAAAGUGAUUUCGAUCUCCUUCCACGCACUAGAGUCAUGGCAAUGCAGCAGGCGAUUAGCAUCGGAAAAACCCGAGGAGGUCUGAGUUAUCGCUCCCUUUCUUGCGGGAAGUACAAAUCUCUCAACCAUGUCGACACAUUAGGAAAGAUUAAGGUUCUAGAGGCGAUCAACGUACCCUCGACACAAACGGAGGCAUUAACCGGCGCCAUAACCAGUGGCUUGGAGUCGGUGAUGGAGAAGGUGAAAGCCGACAUCACCAAAUCCCAGGAGUAUCAAUCACAAUCAGCUCGUGUUGCAGAAGAGGUUCGAAAACUGCAAGCCGAUAUUGAUAAGAUGCGAGCCGAUCGGAGGUGUGAUCAUGAUAUAAACAUACACAACAAAAUUGAGCAGGGUUUUAAUGAGUUGAAAGCUGAGUUCAAAGCAACAAAAAAUGAAGUCGUGAAGGUUGCUAUAUAUACAUUGGCUUCUGUGGCAGUAGCUGGGUCGGGCAUGUUUUGCUUGAUGUCAUAG